Messenger RNA from Gaeumannomyces tritici R3-111a-1, 717 nucleotides. RefSeq lists its product as hypothetical. The transcript is spliced from 3 exons. NCBI's taxonomy places the organism in Eukaryota, Fungi, Ascomycota, Sordariomycetes, Magnaporthales, Magnaporthaceae. The record is from RefSeq and is a predicted model, not a curated record. Bases 89 to 559 code for a protein of 156 amino acids.
UAAAAAUAAACACAACCCCCCCAUCACCAAUUCCGGAUGGCUAUCCAACCCUUUUGGAACGAUCCGUAGAGAGACCAGACGCCUUACAAUGUCCAAGCCAAGAUUCAACCCUCUCUACGCGGCCCUGGCCUUUGUCGCCCUGGUUGGCCUUUUCUUCGUGCCUUUCGACGGCCACGGCGUCGUGUCGAGCGGGUCGGCAGGCAGCGCGACGUCCAAAACCGACGCGGGACAUGUGACGCACGUGGCCCUGUUCGAGUGGAAGACGGCCGCCGAUCCCGACGCGGUCGUCAUGGCCCACAAGCGGUUGAUGGCGCUGCGGACCAAGUGUAUCCAUCCAACCCGCAAGCAGCCCUACAUUGUGUCGCUCAAGGGCGGCAGGGACCAUUCGCCAGAGGGACUGCAGCACGGCGCCACGCAUGGCUACGUGGUCGAGUUCGCCUCCAUCGAGGACCGCGACUACUACGUCAAGACGGACCCCGCGCACAAAGCCUUUGUCGGCGGCAUCUCGGACAUUGUCGAGAAGGUGACAGUGCUGGAUUUCACGGCUGGGUUCUACUAGACUGGGGGAGGCCAAGUGGUCGCCGAAGCUUGGGCUUUCUGAGCUAUUGGAAAUCCGACUAUUGGAUUAAUGUUAUGGGGUUUCAAUAGCGAGGUGGUGGUGGCGGUCUUUGUUUCCAAAAUGCAUGCAUGCGUCAAUUGAUGAUAAUUCUAUUCCCA